GUAGGCAACUACGGCAUGCUGGAGUAUAUAUGGGACAGUGGUGGCCAUCAGCCGGCACACUCUCAGUCGCUCCGACUCGGGAACCAGAGCAUCAGCGGAGAUAGCAAGGCUUUACUUCGCCCUCUCAGGCUAACUCGCUUUGGGCUUUGGUUCAGGAUGGACAACUCUUCUAUUUCUCGGAGCCGACGAAGCUCCAUCAUGCGCAACUGCAAAAACGGUCUCUCCCUCUGGCUGGUGGUCUGGCUGGUCCUCGGCAAGCCAAAUCCGGCGUCGGCGUGUCCGCACCACUGCGUGUGCUACCCGACACCAAUGACUGUGAGCUGCCAGGCGCAGAACUUCACCGCCGUCCCCGUGGGAGUGCCGUACGAGUCCCAGCGCGUGUUCCUCCAGAACAACCGGAUUACGGAGCUCAGAGUUGGCUCUUUUGGCUUCGGAACUCAGGUUCUGUGGCUGUUCUCCAACAACAUCACAUGGAUUGAGGCAGGUGCUUUCAGUGAGCUGAGGGACUUGGAGGAGUUGGAUCUGGGAGACAACCCCGGCCUUCACAGGCUUGAGGGGGGAGCUUUCCGCGGCCUUGAGAAGCUCCAGAGCCUCCACAUGCACCGCUGCCGGCUCACUGCCCUGCCCCAUGACAUCUUCCACAAGCUUUACAGCCUACAGUUCCUCUACCUGCAGGAAAACAACCUUCACUUCCUGCAAGAUGACAUCUUUUCUGACCUCAUCAACCUGAGCCAGCUGUUUCUCCAUGGCAACCGGAUCCGAACCCUCUCAGAGAACGUGUUCCGUGGCCUGGUCAACCUCGACCGGCUUCUCCUCCAUGAUAACCGCGUCCGUCAGGUGAACCGCCGCGCCUUCCGCGAUCUGGGCCGCUUGACGAUGCUUUUUCUCUUCAACAACUCCCUGGCCGAGCUGCCAAGCCAGACCCUAAGGGACACCCAGGGCAUCGAGUUUCUCCGCCUCAAUGCCAACCCAUGGUCCUGUGGCUGUGAGGCUCGUGCCUUGUGGGAGUGGUUCCGUGAGGCUCCCGUCUCAUCAUCCGAGGUGAUCUGUGCCUCUCCUUCCAUCCGCCGUGGCCAGGAUCUCCGCUUCCUCCGAGAGAUGGACUUCGCCCUCUGCCCCCUGCCUGACCCUGGCUCCAUCGCUGGCUCCACCACCACCACCUUCAGCACCAAGACCCGCUGGUGGUUCCACAAAAACAAGCCCCAGUCAUCCACAAAAGGCAUUUUUGAGAAGUCGUCAGAGACUGUCAAGGCUGGCUUGUAUGGAAAAGGUCCUUCCACAACCACCUCAGUGGUCAAGUAUGAAUUGGCGGAUGAAGAGCUGGCUCUGCCCAAACUUGACCCUGAAGAGUACUGGGCAAACUACGGCAAUGAAGACUCAGGUGUCACAGUGCGGUGCUUUGAGCUUGAAUGUCCACCUGAGUAUGAUUUGCCUCCAUCUUCCUCUCCUCCCAGAUCAUCCUCACCCUCUUUACUCUCUCUACUAGCCCUCUCUGUCUUCACCAUCUGCCUCCACCUACUAUUUGGCUGAAUUGAACUCUUAGUGCCACACCCCUUCCCUUCCAGCCUGUUUUAGAGGCUGAAGGAACCCUGUUAGACUCUUUAUACCCCCUUUGCCCACUCUGCUGUCAGGUUUUCCUCAAGGAACAGCAUGGGAGAUUGGGGGAAUGGCUAGAUUUUUAAUCUACCACCUAUAGGGCUUAACACUUAUUCAGGACUGCUAAGAGUUCUUCAUCUACAAUCAUCUACAAUGAUCAACAGGUAUGGCUUUCUGUGCCUUACCUGCAUUACGACUCCCUGCGAGCAGGGCUACGAGGGCUGAGUCCAUCACCAGUAAGAAGGCAAUUUGAUAGCAGUUGUGUACGAUGUUGUCAAUUCUGUCACCUCAACUUUAGUCAAUACUACUAGUGCUAUUAGUGCAUCCAGUUAUCUGGCUGCUAUGAAUACUACGAUUACUGUUAGAAACAGUGUACAGUAAUUACACUACUGUAACCACUUAAAGUGUCAUGUAAAUAGGUUUGUGUUGUGAGUGGCUGACUUUGUGGUCCAGCGCAAUCACUUUUCAUUUGGAUCCAGAAAAACUGUGAAGGCUUGUGCCUCUACUUGACAGAGCACCAUGCACAGUGAAGCAGGGAAGAGAUAGGAGCACAAAAAUACUGUGAAGACAAAGACGAUAGAGGGGAAUUCAAGAUGACAGGGACAACAAAUGGGAAGGAGGGAGAGUGUUUGAGCAACAAUAAGAGUGGGAGAAGGUCAGUGCUGGCAGUAGAAGCAGCAACCUGCAGGAGAUAAGUAAUAAAUCUGGUUCAUCUGUAGUCCUCCAUUCGCCACCGUCUGUAAAUAUGGUGUUGUUUAGCGACAACCACAUGGAGAGAAUGCUUUCUUUCGGAAAGCUGGAGAUUUUUGAUUUUGGAUGUCUUUCUGUGACAUAUUGAUAUAAUGUGUGAUGAUUGUUAACUUGAAUGCCAAUGAAUGAUCUUGAUAUAAAAGAUAUACUGAAUA
Xiphophorus maculatus (southern platyfish) is the source of this 2501-nucleotide messenger RNA. It is a transcript of the gene rtn4rl2a, whose product is annotated as reticulon-4 receptor-like 2. The record is from RefSeq and is a predicted model, not a curated record. The coding region runs from base 16 to 1530 and encodes 504 amino acids. NCBI's taxonomy places the organism in Eukaryota, Metazoa, Chordata, Actinopteri, Cyprinodontiformes, Poeciliidae. Gene Ontology annotation, cellular component: plasma membrane. Gene Ontology annotation, molecular function: protein binding. The transcript has 4 exons.